AUGCAUUUUCCUGCGAUUAGAAGCACGCGAGACACCGUGGCGAGCAUCAUAGAGGUGUACUGCAGAGACCGAAACAUAGUACUGUCCAAGGAUAGAAAAAAGGCGCUGGUGGAAUAUCUGCUGCCAUACACGAAGCUGUCCCUCUAUAUUCCGUCCACGCACGAGAUAAAAACGCUUUCCAGGGCUGCUCUGUGCCCAGAGAGCCACUGCAAAGUGGAGAAGCUGCUGCUGAAGAGCACCCCUGAGGUGAGAAAGGCGGUGUACUUUCUGUUCAAGCUGAAAGAAACAUCUGGCGCAGCUGCAGAAAGCGAGUGCGCCGUUGACCCCGAGGAGACCGCGCUCGGGGCCGUGAAGAAUGCCAGCAUCGGGGUGUACAUGUCGUGGUUUAGAGAAAUAGCAGACGGAAAAGGGAGGCUUCUCAAAAAGAAAAUUCUGCCCGGACUCUUUGACAUAGCGCAUGAGGUGUGUGCAGCAGGCGAAGCAUACGCGAGCUUGAAUGCGCUGUGCAGCAAGCACAGCAAAGCAUGCGAAAACGUGUUCUACGAGGCUUUGCGGGAAGAGCUGGGCGCGUACAGGAAUGCGAUAUACUCAGAGCCUGUCGACAGCCUUUUUUCUUUCUAUGUGAAGCACGCAGGAAAAAUGAAGUGGCUGCACAGGAUGCUGCACUUGGCGCAGGAGGUUUCCUCCCUCCCAGAGAAUUGCGGCCCGCAGAUUGUGCAGUUUGCAGAGAAGAUGAAAGCGUCGCCGUGGACACAGGAGCUGGCGCAGAAGAUUCUGAGGGCGUACAAGGUGCCGCUUUCAGACAGCCUCGUGAAGUGGAUGCAGGGGGAAAGAACGGAGUCCCUGUUCAUCCAGGAAGAAGCUGUGCUGUGGGGCACGCCCGCGCUGGGGGAGAGCGAGAUUCCUGUGUGCAUACCUGCUGGAAGCGCCAGAAGAAUCGUGUAUGCCGGAAGAGUGAAGAGGCUGCUGCACCUUCUGGGGGACAGAGGCGCGCUGUGCUUGGAAGACGCGCCGAGCGAGGGCGUGUUUGACGAGAAGUGGGUGCUGGAGGUGUACGAGAGGGCGAAGGAGCAUGUGAAGCUCCGACUGUUUUCCGAGUUUGGGGUGCACAGACACUUCAAAAUGAUCCGCGACGUGUUUUUCCUUUUCAGAAGCGACUUUGCGCGCGAGUUGCUGGACGCGGUCGAGGGCGAGGAAAUAAGCCCGGGAGUGGUUGACGAGGUUCUUGCGCGGUGCUUCGGGGAGGAGGUUGCACAGUUUGUGGACGUGUGCG
Messenger RNA from Nematocida major, 1273 nucleotides. RefSeq lists its product as uncharacterized. The transcript has a single exon. The annotation marks the transcript as partial. NCBI's taxonomy places the organism in Eukaryota, Fungi, Microsporidia. The record is from RefSeq and is a predicted model, not a curated record.